Molecule: messenger RNA, 1806 nt
Organism: Sorghum bicolor (sorghum)
Lineage: Eukaryota; Viridiplantae; Streptophyta; Magnoliopsida; Poales; Poaceae
Product: F-box/FBD/LRR-repeat protein At1g13570
Exons: 4
Coding region: 136-1365 (409 amino acids)
Molecular function (GO): protein binding
Source: RefSeq, a predicted model, not a curated record
CAGGCUAGUAGACCGUUGGAGGCGACGACGCACGCAGGGAGGGAGGCCGAGCGGAGAGGGAGCCGUCGCCGGCGGCGUCCACUGCCUGGAGUCGCUGCCUCGCAGAGAGGCGAAGAGUCUGGGGCUGGAGCCGUGAUGGAGCCGAAGCGGGUGUUGGCAGGGCCCGACCGGCUCUCCUCCCUCCCGGCGGAGCUGCGGGACGAGAUCCUCGUCCGCCUCGACCUCCGGGACGCCGUGCGCACCUCCGUGCUCUCCCGCACCUGGCGCCACCUCUGGAAGUCGCUCUCGGUACUCUCCCUCUCCUUCCCCUUCGGCACGCACCCCUCGGUCGUCGACAGCGUCCUCCUCCCCUACAUCGGCCCCCGCGUCUCCCUCUUCGACAUCUGCGUCGACGACGAGUCUGCCGGCCGCAUCGACGAUUGGUUCGCCGCGCUCUCCCGCUGCCGCGUCGAGUCCAUCCACAUGUGUGGCCGACUCAGAUCAGGCUACUUCAACCUCCACUCCUCCAUCUUCUCCUUCGGUGAUCUCGUGUCCCUGCGGUUGCGAUGCUGCAACAUCCCACCCCUCCCCGUAGGAUUCGCUGGCUUCCCCACGCUCCAGGAGCUCGACCUCAUCUUUGUUGUCUUCCCAGCCAAUGGGGACAAACAGUUGGAGGCUAUCAUUCGUCGGUCACCCUUGCUUCGUACCCUGGAUAUGUUUGAUGUAUGCAUCUCUGAUGACUACCCAGAAUCAGUGAUUGAGGCGCCCAAUCUCCGUAUCCUAUCAAUCUAUUCAGAGUAUGACUAUGGCUGGCGAUUUGGAGAGCUGCCGUGCCUCGAAUAUGCCAACAUUGAUCUGUUGUUCUGUCCGCAGCAUGAACGUGAUUUUGGAGAUUUCCUUGCUCGGUUUGCUCACGUUCAAAAGCUCAGUCUCUUCUCGCCGGCUGAUGAUGUUAAGAUGCCGUAUACACUUCCAUUCACCUUUUAUAACUUGAAGAACUUGAUGUUAUCUAUGGACUUUACUGAAAUGCGCCCCAUUUUGUUCAUGUUUACCUUGCUAAGGAGUUGUGACAACCUUCAAAAGCUAGAAAUAGAGUCGCGGGACGUCUUUGGUCAGGGUUUUGAGGCAGAUUGGGAGUUCUUAAAUGCUCUGUGGACUGAUGGCAUGUGUGCCAGUCUUCAAAUUGUGCAGAUGAGUCGUGUCAUUUGGCUUCCAAAUGAAAUUUUACUUAUGAAGCUUAUCCUCUCUAAAGCAAGGCUUCUUCGCACAUUAUAUGUUGAUACACACCCAGAUGAUUUUGAUGAUCCAAUAAUUGACUUACUAAAAUGCAAAAGAGCUUCAGCUCAAGCUCGUGUCCUGUUUGAAGGUUUGGCGCAGCAGUAUUAGAUGAGGCAGAUUGGUUCACUCGAUGAGACAGGACCUGCUUUCUCUGCUGAAGUGUUUUUCUCUUUCAUCAUAUAAUCAUCAUACGAAGCAUGCUGAACAUGGCUAAGGAACCGGCGUAUUUCUGUCUUGUUCAGAAGAAACUGAUGUGCUAUUGGUUGUUCACUGGUUCAGUAGGAUAUUCGUGGUAGUACCCAGAGUAGUUUGGUUAAUGAAGCAUUCCUCCAAACUUGCCUGAGUAGCUUUAAUACGGCUAUCCUUUCGAUAAACCGACCCCCGGACCCCCGGAACUUGUUGCUUGCCAAGCCGGGCUUAUGCAAUAGCCAAUACAAUGGAGUCUUCACUGUGUAGUGAAAGCUGCUCCCCUUUAUUUCAUACUCCUGUUUGUUUGGUCCGGUUCCAGUUAAUGAGAUUAAUUGAUUUCCAACAUUAGUUUCUCUACAA